This is a messenger RNA of Paramecium tetraurelia, 1822 nucleotides long. RefSeq lists its product as uncharacterized. Gene Ontology annotation, molecular function: ATP binding; eukaryotic translation initiation factor 2alpha kinase activity. The transcript has 4 exons. Gene Ontology annotation, biological process: protein phosphorylation. Gene Ontology annotation, cellular component: cytosol. Lineage: Eukaryota; Ciliophora; Oligohymenophorea; Peniculida; Parameciidae. The record is from RefSeq and is a predicted model, not a curated record.
AUGAAUUAAGGAGAGCAUUUAAACAAGUAUGAGGAUGAUCAAAAAUUCACAGACGGGGAUCAAACAUUCAUUAAUGAAUAGACUGAUGAUGAUAAGCGAUUCUCCAAUACCGUGGUGGAUAACAAGGAACAGAGUGGAUUGGAAGCCUUGUUAGAAUUGGAUAACAGAAAUAAGCAGGAGUUUUUGGGUUCUGAGGAGAAGAGUGUGUUCCAGGAGUUCAUUGUGAUCUGUUAGAUCAGGAAAGACAAAUAUAUAAGUGAGCAAGAUCCACAUCUUUAGUUUUUGAUGGAGAAAGCAGUGUACAAAGGUGUGCAAAAGAUUCUGAAAGCUCAGAAGAUUCAAGACAAGGAACAAUGGCAAAAAGAACAAUAACGAUUGAUGAGACUAUUCUAUUCAGACAUGAACAUUGGUUUCAUUACGUCAACAGGGCAACUGAAAUCCACAGUAUUCAUCUAUGUCCAUCAAACCAUUGCAAAUUACUUGGAUAAUCGAUAGAUCAAUUUGAAUUUCAACAAGGAAGAUCUAAAAAUCAUAGCCAAUUAUUUCUCAAUCGAUGAACGCAAUAAAUCAAGCAAAUCCAGUCCUGAAUUCACAUCACCUAUAUUGACUAAGGAGAAAUCGGAAAAAGAGUAAUUUAAACAAAAUAGUGCAGGUUCAAAGACUCUAUCUCAAAAUGAGGGAGAAGUGGAAAAUCAAUUGAAAAGAAGUCUGCCUCUAUGUCAUCAAAGCAAUUGGCUCAAAUAAGAAUUCAUCAAGAAGGAUUACUUCAAAAAACAAUUCCUCAUCCUUCAAAAAACAAAUGAAAAUGAACUCAAAUCUGGAGUUCAAAUCUUCUUUGUUUAUAGAAUCAAAGAUGAUCAAAUUUAUGCAGUCAAAAAAUCCCAAUUAGCUUCGAAUGUCAUUUCCUUUUUCGAUGUAUUCUCAACAGUCAACCUAUCAGAAAUCACCAAUGAUCAAAGAAAAAUAAGAGAAGCCAAAAUAUUGUCCAAACUCAACCACCCCAAUGUUCUAACUCUCUAUGAUUGGUGGAUCGAAGAAGAAGAAUCUGGCUACUCCCUCUACUUGAUGUCUGAAUACUGCUCCUAUCCAGGACUCAAACACCAAACCAACGAUCUGCUCAACUACGCCUAUUAUUAUCUGAAUCCAAUGAACUGCAAGGAAAAGAUAGAGCAAAUCAAAACAAUCAUGCUCUAAAUCAUGGAUGGACUAGAAUACAUACACAAACGAGGCAUCGUUCAUAGAGAUUUAAAACCUGAGAACAUCUUUGUCACCUACGGCAUCGAUUGCCAACUCCAAGUCAUGUUGGCUGAUUUCGAUUAAGGAAAAGAUGUUAGGGAAUCCAAACUCUCCAUUAUCACAGAUGAGAAACUCAAUGACCAAGAUCUCAACUCCAUCAAGUCAAGGAACACUAUCAAUUCUGGCACCAGUGGCUAUGCUACUGCCAAUUCUUAGAUCAACAAGGAGUAUGACAAAAUGGAUGAGUUCUAUGCUUUGGGUGUCACUCUACUUCAUCUGAUAUUGGCCUUCCCUGGAGAACCUAAGAAUCGCAAUCUUUACACAAAUACAUUUGCCAUCAGUGAUAUUUCAGACGUCCUCCUCCUAUUCGACAGUUGGGCUGUUAAACUAGUUCAAAACAGACAUCCUGAAUUCAACUUCUAAUAGUAUUUUCAUCUUAUGGAACUUGCAAAGGCACUCCUUGAUAAAAAAGUCAAGGAACAUGAUCACAUAAGAAAAAUCAUACAAAGCUGGUGAAUUGUUGUGUAUUAUAAUUCAUCUUUAGAUUUUUAUAAGUAUGUUUAUAUAUAUAAAUCAAAAUUAUUAA